Kalmanozyma brasiliensis GHG001 is the source of this 921-nucleotide messenger RNA. Its product is annotated as CWC16 protein. Gene Ontology annotation, cellular component: U2-type catalytic step 1 spliceosome. The record is from RefSeq and is a predicted model, not a curated record. NCBI's taxonomy places the organism in Eukaryota, Fungi, Basidiomycota, Ustilaginomycetes, Ustilaginales. The coding region runs from base 1 to 921 and encodes 306 amino acids. The transcript has a single exon. Gene Ontology annotation, biological process: mRNA splicing, via spliceosome.
AUGGCGGACCGCAAAGCGCUCAACCACUAUUACCCACCGGACUUCGAUCCGGCCAAGAUUCCCCGCCGCAAAGCGCCCAAAGACGCCCAGCAAACCGUUCGUCUCAUGGCCCCCUUCUCGAUGCGAUGCAACACGUGCGGCGAGUACAUCUACAAGGGCAAAAAGUUCAACGCGCGGAAGGAGCUCGUCGUCGGUGAGGACUACUACGGCAUCAAGAUCUUUCGCUUCUAUAUCCGAUGCACCCAGUGUUCCGCAGAGAUCACGUUCAAGACGGAUCCCAAGAAUGCGGAUUACGUCGCGGAGCAUGGGGCUAGCCGGAAUUUCGUACCGACCAAAGAGGACGAUGAGGACGAGGGGGAGGACAAGCUGCUGACAGAGGAGGAGAAGCUUGAGAAGAAGCUCGAAAAGAUGGAGGGCGAUCCGAUGAAGCAGUUGGAGGCGAGGACGUUGGACUCGAGGCGGGAGAUGGAGAUCCUAGAUGCGUUGCAAGACAUUCGCACGCGCAAUGCUCGUUUGGAACGAGUCGACACAGAUGCUGUCCUCGCAAAACUUCACAACAGGGUUUCCGGCCCGUCUGCGCCAGACGCAGGUCUGACAGCCCAAAGCAUCGAAGACGCAGAACAAGCAGCAGCCGAGGAGGAAGACGAAGCCCUGGUGCAAAAGUACUUCGGCAAAGCGCUCGACACUUCCAAUGCAGCUAACGGCAACGGCGUAACAGUCAAGCGAAAGCUCGAGGAGGAAGCCGAGGCCGAACCAGACGUACACACCUUGCUCGCCCUGAAGUCCGCUGCUGUCUCGAACCCGGUGGGCACCACAAAUGGCAGCAGCAGCUCCUCAAAACCCAGCACGGCCUCGGCGCCCGCCGCUAAGAAGAAGAAGAACGCGCCGAACGCCUUCGGUCUCGUUCGCAAGAAGAAGUGA